Molecule: messenger RNA, 3245 nt
Organism: Sander lucioperca (pikeperch)
Lineage: Eukaryota; Metazoa; Chordata; Actinopteri; Perciformes; Percidae
Gene: tfap2a
Product: transcription factor AP-2 alpha
Exons: 7
Coding region: 609-1883 (424 amino acids)
Biological process (GO): regulation of transcription by RNA polymerase II; regulation of cell population proliferation; anatomical structure development
Cellular component (GO): nucleus
Molecular function (GO): RNA polymerase II transcription regulatory region sequence-specific DNA binding; DNA-binding transcription factor activity, RNA polymerase II-specific
Source: RefSeq, a predicted model, not a curated record
UCCACAGUCUCUCACUCCCUCUUUCUCUCUCACUCCCUCUCUCUCUCUCCCCAUCUCUGAUUAGAUAUACUGAUUCCUCCUUUCAAUGGACGUCAUUUAAGCGCAGACUCCUGCCUUGAGUUGCGUCCUCCGCUUCACGCCCGAUUUCCGACCAUUCUUUCCUUAUUAUUAAGUAUUCCUGUAAUAUUAAUAGUCAUGAAUGCGUUCUAUUAGGAGUCCAAGAGGGAGACGAAGAAGCGGCUCUUUUGCUAAUAUGAGCUCAAGCGAGGGGACGGCAGCACUGUGAUAGAAGCCAGGGGAGCAGGGAGAAAAGAGGCUUUACCAAGAGAAACUUUUCAACCCAAAUCCGCCAGCACCGCCGAAUAUCUGCAUUUUUAGACCCACAUGAAGGGCAGCGGGGAUCUAACCAUUUAUUUCUGAUGGAUUAUCGUCCUGCUUCUGUGGCACAUAUCUGAUCGCGGGGCCAUCGUGAUCUUUCAGGACAGAAGAGGCUUUUCGGGGGGCUACAAUUUUUUUUGGUUUGCUUUUUGAUUCCAUUUGCUCCCAAACACUCGAAGUGUUUUUGAACUGAUUAUUCUUUUCUUGAGUGGCACCAAAAAUCCUUUGAAAUGUUAGUGCACAGUUUUUCCGCGAUGGACCGUCACGACGGCACCAGCAAUGGGACAGCCAGGCUACCUCAGCUGGGCGGCGUGGGCCAGAGUCCCUACACGAGCGCUCCGCCGCUCUCCCACACACCCAACUCGGACUUCCAGCCCCCGUACUUCCCCCCGCCCUACCAGCCCAUCUACCCGCAGUCUCAGGACCCUUACUCGCACGUCAACGACCCGUACUCCCUCAACUCCCUGCACGCCCAGCCGCAGCCGCAGCAUCCGGGCUGGCCCGGGCAGAGGCAGAGUCAGGAGAGCGGCCUGCUGCACCAGCACCGCAGCCUGCCCCACCAGCUGUGUCGGGAGUACCGCCGGGAAGUGCUGCUACCGUCCGGCCACGGCAUCGAUACGGGACUGUCGGACUCUAUCCCUAUCCAUGGAAUACCUCACUCUUUAGACGACGUUCAGUCUGUUGACGAUCAAGGAAUUCACAUUCCCGACCAGACUGUAAUUAAAAAAGGUCCAGUAUCUUUAUCCAAGAACAACAACAUCUCCUCCAUCCCCGUAAAUAAGGACGGUCUUUUCGGAGGGGUGGUAAACCCCAACGAGGUGUUCUGCUCUGUUCCGGGUCGCCUGUCCCUGCUCAGCUCCACAUCAAAGUACAAGGUCACAGUGGCGGAGGUGCAGAGACGCCUCUCGCCGCCCGAGUGCCUGAACGCCUCUCUGCUGGGCGGGGUGCUGAGGAGGGCCAAGUCUAAGAACGGAGGAAGAUCCUUAAGGGAGAAGCUGGAUAAAAUCGGCUUGAAUCUACCUGCGGGCAGACGCAAGGCAGCCAACGUCACCUUGCUGACGUCACUAGUCGAAGGAGAGGCGGUACAUCUUGCCAGGGAUUUUGGUUAUGUAUGCGAGACCGAGUUUCCAGCCAAGGCAGUAGCUGAAUAUGUAAACCGUCAGCAUUCCGACCCAAACGAACAAGUCCAAAGAAAAAACAUGCUAUUGGCCACAAAGCAAGUCUGCAAAGAGUUCACAGACCUGCUGUCCCAGGACCGCUCGCCGCUUGGAAACUCACGGCCGCAGCCCAUUCUAGAACCGGGAAUCCAGAGCUGUUUGACCCACUUCAGUCUAAUCUCGCACGGCUUCGGGACGCCGGCGCUGUGCGCGGCAGUCACAGCUCUGCAGAACUAUCUGACCGAGGCUAUCAAAGCCAUGGACAAAAUGUACCUCAACAACAACCCCAACAGUCACUCAGAUAACGGCACUAAAGGCGGAGACAAAGACGAGAAGCACAGAAAGUGAUGUUUCCAUCCCACCUUCACCGAGGGGCCAAACCCCCCCCCAGGGCUCUUCUUCAACACCGGCCCACACCCCCUCCGCCUCGCCCCGGCCCCCACCCAUCCAAUAUAAAUAUUAUAAAUACCUUAUAAAUACUAUUGAUAAAGUUAAACGUGCCACUUCAUCAUCUUGCGCCGUUUCACAUGUUUUGUUUUUACAUCCCACUUUGGAUUCACGGGGAAAACGACGCAAGAAUCUUCUUCUUCUCCUUCUUCUCCUUCUUCUUCUUCUUCUUCUUCUUCUUCUUCUUCUUGUUCUUCAACACCUGAACCAUUUGAAAUGUUAUUUUAAAAAAAAAAAGAAAAAAAAAAAGAAAAGAAAAAAAGCUGCAGAGGAACAGCUCCAGGGCGAGGAAAAGGUGUAUUGCCUCAGCCAGAGGACUUUUUAUGUACUCCCCUUAUUUUUUAUGAGCUGCAACGAAUGGACUGAAAUCCAGCGACCCCUCUAUAUCUCAAUUUUACGAUUGUGACAAAAACGAAGCUAAAAGAGGAUGCAUUCUUAUCAGUAUUGUGAAUAAUAAACUUGAAAAACAAAGAGAAAUGCCACCCAGCUCCAUGUCAUGACUUCAGUUGUAGACUCUCACUCUCUCUCCCAGCGACCAACUUGAACUUUUUGAAUUCCGACACGAUUCACGGUUAUAUAAGGGAAUCAGUGUUCAUGUAUGUAUAUAUUUAUUUAUGUGUAAUUUAAUGGGAAUUGUAAAUAUGGUGCGUCUGUUGAAACUUCUUUUUUUAUUUAUCUGGUGCCUCCUGUUUUAGUGGGUUUGAAUAUUCGGUUAGUUCUUCAUGUGAUUUUAUGGUUCUUAGAAAACAGAAGUUUGGGGUAUUUUUUAUUUUCUCUGGGAUAUUUCAAUUCAGCCCUCUUGUAGCAUGUUGAGGCGACAUUGAAGCAAGUGAACAAAUUGAAUAGAAAUAAACUUCCAUUUCUCUCUAUAUAAAAUAUAUCAUCCUUAUUCAGUUCAAUUUCAGUUGAAUUUGAGACAGAGCAUAGGUGAGACCCUGAGAACUGUUUUCUUUUUGUGUUUCUAUUUUCGUUUUUAUACAAGCUUUUAUGUGUUGUGCCAAUCAGAAUACGUUUCACCUCUUGUUCUCUCCUUGAAGCACCAUAAAAGCAAUAAAUGGAGUAUUGUCUUUUCUUUAAAUGUUGGAAGACAUUCAAAAUACAUUUUUUGGGACCACCUGAUAUCUUGUUAUGUCCGAUAAUGUCCAAAAUUGGAGGCGGUUUUAGCUGUAUUGUAUAGACAUGUGCUGGCAAUAGUUCCCAUGCCUGUCAAUGUAUUAUAGUCCUUUGUUGCCCAGAAAAAAAAUAAAUAUUUGAUACGCUUCA